UCAGGGUAUGUGUGGGUAGGAUUCCACCACCUGGUGUGGGAGCUUGAGGUGGAAACUAAGCCUUCCUGUCCCUGACACAGGAACAUGACACUGCUCCGAGGGCUCCUGGUGCUCAGCUUGUCUUGCCUGCAAGGCCCCUGCUCCGUGUUCUCUCCUGUGAGCGCCAUGGAGCCCUUGGACCAGCAAGUAAUGGGCGAUGAGGUGCAUUCAAUUAUCGGGCAGGCCCAGGAGAAGCUGUCCCCGCUUGCCCUCCUCAAGUUGGGCAACCAGGAGCCUGGUGGCCUAACUGCCCUGAAGAGGUCCCCAGGAGACUGCAAAGGUGCCCCAACUCCAGAGGAGACUCGCAGGCUGGCUCAGGCCAUAAUGUCUUUCACCGCUGACUUGUUCUCCCUGGUGGCUCAAAGUUCCACCAGCCCCAACCUCAUCCUGUCGCCCUUGAGUGUGGCCCUGGCUCUGUCUCACCUGGCACUAGGUGCUCAGAAUCAAACACUGCAGAGCUUACAACAGGUACUGCAUGCAGACUCAGGAUCCUGUCUCCCCCAUCUGCUGAGCCACCUCUGUCAGAACUUGGGCCCUGGGACCUUUCGAUUGGCUGCCAGAAUGUACCUGCAGAAAGGAUUUCCCAUCAAAGAGCAUUUCCUGGAGCAAUCAGAACAGCUCUUCCGUGCAAAGCCCAUGAACCUGGUGGGAAGGCAGGAGGAUGACCUGGCGAACAUCAACCAAUGGGUGAAGGAGGCCACAGAGGGAAAGAUUGAGAAUUUCCUCUCAGAGCUCCCAGAUAAUACCGUAUUGCUUCUCCUCAAUGCGAUCCACUUUCAGGGUUUUUGGAGGACCAAGUUUGACCCAAGCCUCACCCAGAGAGACUCCUUCCACUUGGACGAACAGUUUACAGUGCCAGUGGACAUGAUGCAAGCCCAUUCCUACCCCCUGCGCUGGUUCUUGCUGGAGCAGCCUGAGAUACAGGUGGCUCAUUUCCCUUUUAAGAACAACAUGAGCUUUGUGGUGAUGGUGCCUACCUACUUUGAGUGGAAUGUGUCCCAGAUACUGGCCAACCUGAGCUGGGACACUCUGCACCAGCCCUUGCUGCGGGAGAGGCCCACCAAGGUGCGGCUGCCUAAACUGCAUCUGAAACACCACCUGGACUUGGUGACCACACUCAGCCAGCUGGGCCUGCAGGAGCUGUUCCAGUCCCCAGACCUGCGUGGGAUCUCAGAUGAGAGGCUAGUGGUAUCCAGUGUGCAGCAUCAGUCCACGCUGGAGCUCAGUGAGGCUGGUGUGGAGGCAGCUGCAGCCACCAGCACGGCCAUGUCCCGCAUGUCCCUCUCCUCCUUCAGCGUGAACCGCCCCUUCCUCUUCUUCAUCCUCGAGGACACCACAGGCCUGCCCCUCUUUGUGGGCAGUGUGAGGAACCCCAACCCUGGCGCACAGCCUGAGCUCCAGGAGCAGCAGGAUUCCCCUGACAACAGGGACUCCUUCCAGGACCAGAAAGCCUUCCUCCACAGAGAUAAGCCCUUUGGCCCUGACUUGAAACUCAUGCCACCCUCCGAGGAGGAUUACUCUGAGUUUAACAGCCCCAAGUGAGGGCCCUGGUCACCAGCAUUCUGAGUCCCCACCCAGACCAGCUCUCAACUUGUGUGACUCUU
Molecule: messenger RNA, 1643 nt
Organism: Marmota flaviventris (yellow-bellied marmot)
Lineage: Eukaryota; Metazoa; Chordata; Mammalia; Rodentia; Sciuridae
Source: RefSeq, a predicted model, not a curated record